Protopolystoma xenopodis is the source of this 369-nucleotide messenger RNA. NCBI's taxonomy places the organism in Eukaryota, Metazoa, Platyhelminthes, Monogenea, Polystomatidea, Polystomatidae. The record is from the annotation of a GenBank genome assembly.
AUGAUCGUGCCUGUCGGCUCGUUUUGCCGGCAAUGCAAACUUGGUAUCUUCGGGUCACUGGAGCGCCUGGUGGAUCUAAAUUGUAGAAAUCUCGAGCAUGUGUCGACGCCUGUGCCGGCCUGUCUUAUGCCAUUAACCGGUCGUCUGCAAGUUAGGAGAAAUGGAACAAUCCGAUUUUCUCCUGUGCUGAGGGUACACUUCACCAAAACCAAUUUUCUUGGCAAGAUAGUACGUCUUACCGCCAGCGGAGUGUUGAAAAUUGUGAACAGUUGUCUCAACAUGUACGGCCAGACAGGCGAAUUGUUUUCGUUUCGCGAUCGGCAUGUGAACAACCCGUCCCCUGCCCAGUCAAGACAGUCCGACUGGUGA